Messenger RNA from Carcharodon carcharias (great white shark), 2583 nucleotides. It is a transcript of the gene bicd1a, whose product is annotated as bicaudal D homolog 1a. Gene Ontology annotation, biological process: protein localization to organelle; regulation of microtubule cytoskeleton organization; microtubule anchoring at microtubule organizing center. The coding region runs from base 1 to 2583 and encodes 860 amino acids. The record is from RefSeq and is a predicted model, not a curated record. Gene Ontology annotation, cellular component: cytosol; Golgi apparatus. NCBI's taxonomy places the organism in Eukaryota, Metazoa, Chordata, Chondrichthyes, Lamniformes, Lamnidae. Gene Ontology annotation, molecular function: dynein intermediate chain binding; cytoskeletal adaptor activity; dynactin binding. The transcript has 7 exons.
AUGGCCGCAGAAGGUGAGCUGCUGCAGAUGCAGAAUAUGGAGCAUUACAAAGCUGAGAUCGAGAGGCUCGCCAAGGAGCUAACCGAAACGACCCACGAGAAGAUCCAGGCUGCAGAAUAUGGGCUGGUGGUUCUGGAGGAGAAGCAGUCGCUGAAGCAGCAGUACGACGAGCUGGAAAGCGCCUACGAGACGGUCAAACAUGAGCUGGAACAGCUGAAAGAGGCAUUUGGACAGGCAUAUUCGAACCAUCGUAAAGUUGCAGAAGAUGGCGAGUCCCGUGAGGAGACUCUUCUACAGGAGUCUGCAUCAAAGGAGGCGUAUUACCUCAGUAAGAUUCUGGAGCUGCAGACAGAGCUGAAACAAGCCAGGACAGUUGUGGUCAAUGUCCAGUCUGAAAAUGAACGACUCAGUGCUGUUUCUUUGGACCUCAAAGAGAAUAAUGAAAUGUUGGAGCUGCAAAGAAUACGGAUGAAAGAUGAGAUUCGAGAGUACAAGUUUCGUGAGACGAGGCUCCUGCAGGAUUACACUGAGCUGGAAGAGGAGAAUAUCACUCUGCAAAAGCUCGUCUCGACCCUCAAGCAAAAUCAGGUAGAAUAUGAAGGCCUCAAACAUGAGAUUAAGCGCCUGGAAGAGGAGACCGUGCUACUCAACAGCCAGCUGGAAGAUGCUAUCCGGUUAAAGGAGAUUGCUGAACACCAGUUGGAGGAAGCCCUGGAAACCUUAAAGAAUGAGCGUGAACAGAAGAACAACUUGCGCAAGGAGCUCUCGCAGUACAUCAACAUGAGUGACAGCAUGUAUAACAACCACAUAAACAUCGCAGUUGAUGGGCUAAAAUUCUCAGAGGAUGGCAAUGAGCCGAAUAACGAUGACAAAGUGAACGGACACAUCCAUGGCUCUUUGGUAAAACUCAAUGGCGAUUACCGAACAUCAAGUACCAGAAAAACUGACAGCCCAGCUCUUGUCUCUGAUCUGUUCAGUGAGCUCAACAUUUCAGAAAUGCAAAAACUUAAGCAACAGCUUAUACAGGUAGAGCGAGAAAAAGCCAUUCUCUUGGUCAAUCUUCAGGAAUCACAGACACAACUGGAACAUACCAAGGGUGCGCUUACUGAGCAACAUGAGCGAGUUCACAGUCUAACAGAGCAUGUCAAUGCAAUGAGGAGGCUUCAGGUCAACAAGGAGUUAAAAACAAACUUGGAAAAUGAGAAAGGGCGGGAGUCUGGGGAAGAAACCCAUGAUUAUGAGGUGGACAUAAAUGGACUAGAAAUUCUUGAAUGCAAGUAUAAAGUAGCAAUCACUGAGGUAAUCGAUCUCAAGGCUGAACUCAAAUGCUUGAAAGAAAAAUACAACAAAUGUGUGGAGACAUACACAGAGGAAAAAACAAAGUAUGAAAGCCACGUGCAAGAGCUGGAUGAGCAAGUGAGCUGUCUGGAGAAAAUGAACAAAGAAUAUAAUGAAAAAAUAACACAUUUUGAAACGGAAAUUAAGACAUUGACAGACAUGGCAAAUGAGGGUCAUAAUACUCUCAACACAGCCCAGGAUGAACUAGUAACUUUUAGUGAGGAACUUGCACAGCUCUAUCACCAUGUUUGCUUGUGUAAUAAUGAAACCCCUAACAGGGUCAUGCUGGACUAUUACAGGCAAAGCAGGGUCACCCGCAGUGGAAGCCUGAAAGGACCAGAUGAUCCAAGGGGAAUUUUGUCUCCGCGACUUGCCCGACGAGGCAUGGCCUCACCAGUUGACUCAAGAAGCUCACCAGACCAUUCCUCAAAAGACAAAAUGGAGGCCAGUAAAGAAAAUGCACAACAGAGCCCAACAAAAAUGGUCAGCACUACUGUCUCUUCUAUAAUAACUGCCCCUCCCUCUUCCCCUGUCUCUGACAAUAACGACAUCAGAAAGGAGCCCAUGAAUAUCUACAACCUGAAUGCCAUCAUAAGGGAUCAGAUAAAACAUCUGCAGAAGGCAGUAGAUCGAUCUCUGCAGUUGUCACGACAACGGGCAGCUGCACGGGAGUUGGCACCAAUGAUCGAUAAGGACAAAGAAGUUCUGAUGGAAGAAAUCCUGAAACUGAAAUCACUGCUAAGUACAAAACGUGAGCAGAUAGCAACUUUACGGACAGUUCUGAAGGCCAAUAAGCAGACAGCAGAAAUUGCCCUGGCAAAUCUGAAGAGUAAGUAUGAAAAUGAGAAAACCAUGGUGACCGAGACAAUGAUGAAACUGCGAAACGAACUCAAGGCCCUGAAGGAGGAUGCGGCGACCUUCUCGUCCUUACGUGCCAUGUUUGCCACCAGGUGUGAUGAAUAUGUGACACAACUGGAUGACAUGCAGCGGCAGCUGGCAGCGGCCGAGGAUGAGAAGAAGACGCUGAACUCCCUGCUGCGUAUGGCGAUUCAGCAGAAACUAGCCCUUACGCAGCGGCUUGAGGACCUGGAGUUCGAUCACGAGCAGUCUCGGCGCAGCAAAAGCAAGCCAGGGAAAAGUAAAGUUGGCAGUCCUAAAGUAAGUGUGGAAGCGGUGGCAGGCAGCAUGCCUACUCCAGCUGCCAUAGACAUUCUGACACUGCUUAGUCAAGGCCCAGAGCAAUGA